Molecule: messenger RNA, 1500 nt
Organism: Alnus glutinosa
Lineage: Eukaryota; Viridiplantae; Streptophyta; Magnoliopsida; Fagales; Betulaceae
Product: eukaryotic translation initiation factor 4B3
Exons: 2
Coding region: 86-1201 (371 amino acids)
Molecular function (GO): translation initiation factor activity; mRNA binding
Source: RefSeq, a predicted model, not a curated record
UCCCUCCCGACAGACGCAUCCCACACGCGAAGAGAGAGAGAGAGAGAGAGAGGAAAUCCACAGCGAGAAGCGAAGAGAGAACGCGAUGGCUGCAACAGUGUCUCCGUGGGCCAAGCCCCGUUCGUGGGCGUUGGAAACCGAGCAACACGAGGAGGAGGUCCAACAACAACAACCGAACUCUGGCGAGCCGCCCGCGGACUUCCCGUCCCUAGCCGUGGCCGCCGCCAAGCCGAAGAAGAAGAAAGGCCAGACCCUCUCGCUCGCGGAGUUCACCUCCAAGCCGACUCAGCCGAGCCACCAACAUCAAGAAAAGCCUCAGGGCCUCACUACUCAAGAGCUCCUGGCUCUCCCCACCGGCCCGCGCGAGCGUUCAGCUGAGGAACUCGAACGCGACCGCGGCCGGCUUGGUGGUGGAUUCAGAUCCUACGGCUCCAACGGGAGUAGCCGCUACUCCAGCGGCGACGAGUCCUCGAAUUCUCGCUGGGGGUCCUCUAGGGUUUCCGAUGAGCCCCGGCGAAACGGUGGGUUUAAUAAGGACAAAGACUCGGGGCCUUCUAGGGCCGAUGAGAUCGACGAUUGGGCCGCGGGGAAGAAGUCGACGGUCGGAAGCAACGGAUUCGAUCGGAGGGAGCGAGAGAGAGGUGGAGGAGGGUUUUUCAAUUCGCAGUCUCGGGCCGAUGAUUCGGACAAUUGGGGAUCGAGCAAGGCCUCUGUGCCACCGACGGAGGGGCGGAGAUCCAACGGCGGGGAGAGGAAGGUAGGGUUCACAUCAAACGGCGGUGCUGAUGCGGAGAAUUGGUUGAGGAUGAAGAAGGAAGAGAGCACUGGGACAGAGAGGCCGAGGCUGAAUUUGCAGCCGAGGACGCUGCCUGUGAGCGAGGGCAAGCAGGAGAGUCCGGUGAUGCCAUCGAAGCCUGCCUCGCGGGGCUCGAAUCCGUUCGGCCAGGCGAGGCCGAGAGAGGAUGUGCUGGCGGAGAAAGGGCAGGAUCCUAGGAAGAUUGACGAGCAGCUGGAGGCGAUGAAGAUCAAGGAGGCUGCGCAGAAGAAGGCGGAUGGGUUCGGGAAGAAAGGUUUUGGGCUUGGAAACAGCUGGUCCGCACCGGGGGAGGAGGAUAAUCGGAGUUGGAGGAAGCCAGAAGCGAUGGAAACUCGGCCUCAGAGUGCUGAGAAAAUUGAGAAUGGUGUUGGUGAAGAAAAUUGAGGAGAGCUUACUAUUCUGGGAGUUGACAGAGACGCUGAAAGUGCUAGAAGCUACUGGUAAAUGAGAGGCUUGUUUUCUUAGAAGAAAAAAAAAAAAAAAUUCUAUUUUCUUUUAUUUUUGGGUGGUUCUGCCCUGAAUGUUGUGACUUUUGAACACAGUUUGGAGACAAUUUUGGUAGGCUUUUAAGGUAGUGACACACUAGUGUGGCCUAUAUGUUGGUUGCAACUCACAAUCGUUUGUGGUACUCGUUAUUAUUUGAAUUUUUGUUCUCUAUUUAAGCGCAUAGUGCGGAUUUUGGA